UUCUGUCUUCUGUCAUAAACUUCUACAACGCCGCUCUGCUCAUUUCAUUCGUCUGGCCUUUCCGUUUGGGUAUUUGUGUGAUAAGCUGCGUCCUUUGCAUGCAAAAUGUCGUCGAAAGUAUCCAGAGACACAUUGUAUGAAUGUGUUAAUGCUGUUCUAACUACAUCAAAAGAAAAGAAGCGAAACUUCCUGGAAACCGUGGAAAUUCAAAUUGGUUUGAAGAACUAUGAUCCUCAGAAGGACAAGCGUUUCAGUGGAACCGUCAAGCUAAAGCACAUUCCUCGCCCAAAAAUGCAAGUAUGUGUUCUUGGAGAUCAACAGCAUUGUGACGAAGCUAAAGCUAACAGUGUGCCAUUUAUGGACGUUGAAGCUCUGAAGAAACUAAACAAGAACAAGAAGUUGGUCAAGAAGCUGGCAAAGAAAUACGAUGCCUUUUUGGCAUCUGAAGCUUUGAUUAAGCAGAUUCCUCGUCUCUUGGGUCCAGGUUUAAACAAAGCUGGUAAAUUCCCGGGUCUUUUGUCUCAUCAGGAGUCCAUGACCCAAAAAAUUGAUGAAGUUAAAGCUACUAUCAAGUUCCAAAUGAAAAAGGUUCUUUGCUUGUCUGUAGCAGUAGGACACGUUGACAUGACUGAAGAUGAACUAGUACAAAACGUGCAUCUGUCAAUUAACUUCUUGGUGUCUUUGUUGAAGAAACAUUGGCAAAAUGUUAGGUCUCUGCAUGUUAAAUCGAGCAUGGGGCCGCCCCAGCGAUUGUAUUGAUCUGAAUCAAUAGAAAGCUGGUGUUUACAACAUAUUAUGUAUGUUGUAUCAAUAAAAAUAAUAUAAUAAAA
Molecule: messenger RNA, 830 nt
Organism: Dendroctonus ponderosae (mountain pine beetle)
Lineage: Eukaryota; Metazoa; Arthropoda; Insecta; Coleoptera; Curculionidae
Gene: RpL10Ab
Product: 60S ribosomal protein L10a
Exons: 4
Coding region: 106-759 (217 amino acids)
Biological process (GO): translation
Cellular component (GO): large ribosomal subunit
Molecular function (GO): RNA binding; structural constituent of ribosome
Source: RefSeq, a predicted model, not a curated record